Molecule: messenger RNA, 1273 nt
Organism: Astrephomene gubernaculifera
Lineage: Eukaryota; Viridiplantae; Chlorophyta; Chlorophyceae; Chlamydomonadales; Astrephomenaceae
Source: the annotation of a GenBank genome assembly
UGUAUGUUAGCUUUUCAGGACUUCAAGCGAAGCUGUGGACGAAAACUAAUGCAAGUAUUACCACCAGCACUAUAAAUUACCAGCACCGUAACUCAACAAGUAACCUUUGGGGUUUUAUGCAACAUACUUUGUGCUGAAGUAAGCCUUCCAAUAUAAUACAUCUUGCCUGAAAUUAGAGCCCAUGGUCGAACGCAGCUCAUGAGUGCAUACUCAGUAUUACACCGUGGCACGGACUGUCCAUUAGAGUACAAUAAAGGAUGUAGGAGUAUACCUUGACGAGCGUUAGGGCUAGGCCCUUUGGAGCACCGCUCGUACCAUGGCGACAUCCGUCGUGCUGGGGACGCGGCCGGACUGGACCCGCAGCACGCUUGGGAUACCCAUCGACACUAUCGUCCGGAUUCAUCCUGGGCUUGCUGGCGCCAAGCCUGACCUCGCCUACAGCCGCAACCGCGUGUCAGUAUCCCGGGUUCCUGGGGCGGCUGCACGACCUGAGGACGAGUUCGAUGUGGGCUACGUGUACGGCCCCGAGGCCAGCAACCAGGACGUGGCGGCGCGCUCGCUGCUGCCGCUGCUGCGCAAGCUGGUGGACGGCUACAACGUGACGGUGCUGGCGUUCGGACCCACGGGCAGCGGCAAGACGCUGCUGCUGGAGGGCUCCCGCGGCAAGGAGCGGCACAGCCCCGAGGGCAACGGGCUGGUUCACAUCGGCGUGGAGGAGCUGUUCAAGCUGCUCAAUGAGAAGGCGGUGCACGUGGGCAAUGCAAUGGCCGAGCGGCGGCGCAUGCCCUCCGCCCGCGCCUUCGACUUCUUCCUGGAGACCUCCUUCGUGGAGCUCUACCGCGAGGAGGUGUACGACCUGUACGGCAGGGUGCAGCCGGGGGGCGGCAGGGUGCCGCUGCAGGUGUACGAGGACGUGACGGAGGGUUUCCAGGUGUCGGGGCUCACCUACCGCCUGGCCAAGACGGCGGCGGAGAUGAAGACGACCUACAACGCGGGACGAAUGAUGCGCGACAACACGAAGGAGGAUGUGGGCAGUGUCCACGACCGCGCUGCCGCCAUCUUCACCAUCCACCUGGCGCAGUACUCCCCGGCAGCAGUGGCGGGGGAGGAGGACAGGAUCAUGAUUUCCAAGAUCCAGUUUGUGGAUCUGCCCGGAUCCGAGCGCCUAGCCGAGGAUCCCGAGAUCCUCCGACUGCGCGAGGGCCCCAUCCUCAACCGCUCCCUGCACGCCCUGGGAGCCACCCUGCGAGCACUCGCGGAGGGGCCGGGGGGC